Molecule: messenger RNA, 8740 nt
Organism: Artibeus jamaicensis (Jamaican fruit-eating bat)
Lineage: Eukaryota; Metazoa; Chordata; Mammalia; Chiroptera; Phyllostomidae
Gene: SIK2
Product: salt inducible kinase 2
Exons: 15
Coding region: 147-2909 (920 amino acids)
Biological process (GO): intracellular signal transduction; protein phosphorylation; microtubule cytoskeleton organization
Cellular component (GO): cytoplasm
Molecular function (GO): protein serine/threonine kinase activity; ATP binding; tau-protein kinase activity
Source: RefSeq, a predicted model, not a curated record
CAGCAGCGGCGCGCGCCUGGCUGGGCCCUGCAGAGCUGGAGGGACGAAGCGGAGGAGCUUGCCCAGCGGCAUUCGCCCGAGCUCCGGCGCGCUGCCCGCCCGCCAGCCCGCGCUCCAGUCCCCCGAGUCUAGCAGCGGGGCCCAGCAUGGUCAUGGCGGAUGGCCCGAGGCACUUGCAGCGCGGGCCGGUCCGGGUGGGGUUCUACGACAUCGAGGGCACGCUGGGCAAGGGCAACUUCGCGGUUGUGAAGCUGGGGCGGCACCGGAUCACCAAGACGGAGGUGGCGAUAAAAAUUAUAGAUAAAUCUCAGCUGGAUGCAGUGAACCUUGAGAAAAUCUACCGAGAAGUACAGAUAAUGAAAAUGUUAGACCAUCCUCACAUAAUCAAACUUUAUCAGGUGAUGGAGACCAAAAACAUGUUGUACCUUGUGACAGAAUAUGCCAAAAAUGGAGAAAUUUUUGACUAUCUUGCUAAUCAUGGCCGGUUAAAUGAGUCCGAGGCCAGGCGUAAAUUCUGGCAAAUCCUAUCUGCUGUUGAUUAUUGUCAUGGUCGGAAGAUUGUGCACCGGGACCUCAAAGCUGAAAAUCUCCUGCUGGAUAACAACAUGAAUAUCAAAAUAGCAGAUUUUGGCUUUGGAAAUUUCUUUAAGAGUGGUGAACUGCUGGCAACCUGGUGUGGCAGCCCCCCUUACGCAGCCCCAGAAGUUUUUGAAGGGCAGCAGUAUGAAGGACCACAGCUGGAUAUUUGGAGCAUGGGAGUCGUUCUUUAUGUCCUUGUCUGUGGGGCUCUGCCUUUUGAUGGACCAACUCUUCCUAUUUUGAGGCAAAGGGUUUUGGAAGGAAGAUUCCGGAUUCCAUAUUUCAUGUCAGAAGAUUGUGAGCACCUUAUUCGAAGGAUGUUGGUCUUAGACCCGUCCAAACGGCUAACCAUAGCGCAAAUCAAGGAGCAUAAAUGGAUGCUCAUAGAAGUUCCUGUACAGAGACCUGUUCUCUAUUCACAAGGGCAAGAAAAUGAGCCAUCCAUUGGGGAGUUUAAUGAACAGGUUCUGCGACUGAUGCACAGCCUUGGAAUAGAUCAACAGAAAACGAUUGAGUCUUUGCAGAACAAGAGCUACAAUCACUUCGCUGCCAUUUAUUACUUGUUGGUGGAACGCCUGAAAUCACACAGGAGCAGUUUUCCUGUGGAGCAGAGGCUCGAUGCCCGCCAGCGGCGGCCCAGCACCAUUGCUGAACAAACAGUUGCCAAGGCACAAACUGUGGGUUUCCCAGUGACCACGCAUUCACCGAACUUGCGCCUGAUGCGAUCUACCCUCCUCCCACAGGCAUCCAAUGUGGAGGCCUUUUCAUUUCCAGCAUCCAGCUGUCAGGGGGAAGCAGCAUUUAUGGAAGAAGAGUGUGUUGACACUCCAAAGGUCAAUGGCUGUCUGCUGGACCCAGUGCCUCCGGUCCUGGUGAAGAAGGGAUGCCAGUCGCUGCCCAGCAACAUGAUGGAGACCUCCAUUGAUGAAGGAUUGGAGGCUGAAGGAGAGGCUGAGGAGGACCCUGGUCAGGCCUUUGACACGUUCCAGUCUACACGCAGUGGGCAGAGGCGGCACACGCUGUCAGAAGUGACCAAUCAGCUAUUCGUGAUGCCUGGAUCAGGAAAAAUUUUCUCCAUGAGUGACAACCCCUCCCUUGAUAGCGUGGAUUCUGAGUAUGAUAUAGGGUCUGUUCAGAGGGAUCUGAACUUUCUGGAGGACAACCCUUCCCUUAAGGACAUCAUGGUAGCCAACCAGCCUUCACCUCGCAUGACAUCACCCUUCAUAAGCCUGAGGCCUGCCAACCCGGCCAUGCAGGCUCUGAGCUCCCAAAAAAGAGAGGCCCACAACAGGUCGCCAGUGAGCUUCCGAGAGGGUCGCAGGGCCUCAGACACCUCCCUGACCCAAGGAAUUGUAGCAUUUAGACAACACCUUCAGAAUCUGGCUAGAACCAAAGGAAUCCUCGAGUUGAACAAAGUACAGUUGCUGUAUGAACAAAUAGGAUCAGAGGCAGACCCGAACUUGGCAUCAGCUGCUCCUCAGCUGCAAGACCUGGCUAGCAGUUGCCCCCAGGAGGAAGUCCCUCAGCAGCAGAAAAGUGUUUCCGCUCUCCCCACCAGCGUGCACCCUCAGCUGUCCCAGCGGCAGAGCCUGGAAGCCCAGUACCUGCAGCACAGACUCCAGAAGCCCGGCCUUCUGUCAAAAGCCCAGAACACCUGUCAGCUUUACUGUAAAGAACCACCACGGAGCCUUGAACAGCAGCUGCAGGAACACAGACUCCAACAGAAGCGACUCUUCCUCCAGAAACAGUCUCAGCUGCAGGCCUAUUUUAACCAGAUGCAGAUAGCUGAGAGCUCGUACCCACAGCCAAAUCAGCAGCUGCCCCUGGCCCACCAGGAGACGCCAUCGUCGUCACAGCAGCCCCCACCGUUCAGCCUGGCCCAGCCCCUGAGCCCCGUCCUGGAGCCUGCUUCUGAGCAAAUGCAGUACAGCCCCUUCCUCAGCCAGUACCAAGAGAUGCAGCUGCAGCCCCUGCCCUCCUCGCCAAGCCCUCAGGCACACUUGCAGCAGCAGCCGCCACCACCACCUCCGCCGCCGCCACCACAGCAGUCGGGAGCUGCCCCGGCACCCUUACAGUUCUCCUAUCAGACUUGUGAGCUGCCGGGCACUGUCUCCCCUGAGCCGGACUACCCCGCGCCCUGUCAGUACCCUGUGGACGGAGCCCAGCAGAGCGCAGCAGCGGCAGCGCCGGACUGUCCCAGGAGCUCAGGACUGCAGGAGGCGCCCUCCAGCUACGACCCUCUAGCCCUCUCUGAGUUCCCCGGACUCUUUGAUUGUGAAAUGCUGGAGGCCGUGGACCCGCAGCACAGCGGCUAUGUCCUGGUGAAUUAACCUCAGUGCAGGAAGUGAGGCAGGUCGAGUGUAGGAAGAGUGUGUAUUUUUAUUUUUAUUCCAGCCUUUUACAUUUAAAGCUUAUUUUCCUACCCUCUUCCUAGGGGGAAAAACCAAGUUGCCCAACUGGAAUCAGAGGGCCUGGCCAGGCUGAUACUGCUUCUUCCUGGCCCUGUCCCACUGGAGUUUUCUGUGGCAAGUGCUGGAACACAGUUGUAGGCUGACACUCAUGCCCUCGGGUCAGUGGAGCAAACUCACAGGAGACACUGACAAGUGUUUUAUAAGAAGACAUCCAAACGUAGGUUUUAUCCAGAACUAUACCAGUUAUCAAGGAAAACCUUGGUGAGUGCAGGAAAACUGCAUGCCAUUAUAUGUAGGGAGAAAGGCAAUAUUUUUCACUGAAGCCAAGGAACAACAUGUUGCUUAAAGGCAAGUCAAGGACACAUAAUGAAAUCUGAUGCGCAGGAAAUAAAGAUGUACUUUGUCAUUGAAGCAUAAGUUCAGAGCUGCUGAUGAAGUUGUCCCCAAGACCAUUACAAAGCACUGGGGUGUGGGCUUUGUUUCAAGGGCCACUAAACACCAGCUGGUACUGACCCCUGAGUGGCGGUCAUCUCCAUAUGGGAGCAGGCAGUACACCUCUUCAGAAGGUGCCCUGGGUUACAGACUCAGAGUGUCCUUGGCUCCCAAGAUGUCCCUGUAGAGCCCUCGCCCCUUCCCCCUCCCCCUUCCCCCUCCCCCCUCCCCCUUCCCCCCUUUCCCCCUCCCCCCUCCCCCCACAGUGGAGACGAGAAACUUGAGAGCACCACCAAGAGCACCAGCCCUGGGCCAGGGGGAGAUGGGCUUUUCCUGCAGAGUCUGCGGUGGGGACUCCGGGGACUUCUGGUUGGGCAGCUGGUCAUCAGAGAACCUAGUGGCUCUUUUACAGUGUAAUCACUACUUUGACUUCACACUGUAUGUUGCUAGUAGUUUAUCAAGCUUUGUAUAUUUGGACAGUUUCAUGUAGGGCUUAGAGAUUUUAAGAACAAGAAAAAUGAACUUAUAUUUCCCGUGUGAAGUGCUAGUGCUGUGCCUUUUCCCCCCAGAUCACGCUUUAAUUAUUUCUUUUCUGUAGAAACCAAGUUUUCCAUUUAUAUCAAUGCUAAACCCAAAGUCACUUCAGAGUUUGUUUUCCACCAUGUGGGAAUUGUAUUCUUAAUUUCCUUAAAGUUUUGACUUGUAAUUAAAUGUUCAAGUAUUACAGCAAUAUUCAAAAACCACAGAUGUGUUAACCACUUAAGCAAAUCAUCUGCCAAACUCAUUAUAUUACUAAUAAAACUUAACCAUUACAAUUCACUCAUCAAAGUAAGUAACAAAUAGAUGCUACAGCUAGUCAACUGUGUACCUAGAAGGAGCAAUCUGUCAUUUGGACAACAACACACAAGUGUGACAAAUUCAGUAUUAUUUACAGACUGUCAUUUCUGUCCUUCAGAACAGCGUGUCCUCUCUGCAGAUGAAUGCAUUAAGCACAAGCAUCUUCCUUAAAGCACAAAGAAGAGAGACAGAUACCACACUGAUGCUGCGUCUAGGAACACCUUUAAGUUGCCUUUCCUCUUUGUAGUAGGGGUCCAGGCAGGCGAGAAGCACGGGCCGUCUUAGGAGGUCUGUGUCGCCCCCGCCCCCUGGUGGUGGGACACGUCGCAGGGGCGCUGGGGGGGCGGAGCUGGAGCCUGGUGUUAGCCAGAAAGGGUACUAGGGAGGGUCACUGCCUUUGUGAGUUAGGAACACACAGUGGCAGUCCAGGAAGAAUGAACUGUGUUCCUUCUGUGCAUGGUUUAUUCCUCCUCAUGGUUAAGAUUGAUGAGUUCAUGAAAUAGAUAUUUCAUUUAAGAGAUCCUUCCAUUAAGAUCUCUAAUCUGUUUUAAGUCUUUGCAAAUACCUAGUUCUAAAACAGCUUGAUUCAUUUAGAAUGAAAGAUGUUUUUCCAAAAUAUACUGUUGAAGUGCUAUAAUAUUUAUGAAACUUAAAUGCUUUCCCUGUUAAAAAUGGGGGCCGCUCAUUUCCCAGUCGCGGGAACGGUACAGUUACAGAUGGGCUCAGACACCUGCGCUGACCAGGCCGGAUGCCUUUUAGCCCAGGAGGCCUCGGAGCUGUGGCCAGUAUCAAGGCUGCUGAAAGUUGAGAGGACCUGGAGACAGACGUGCUUUAGGGGCAGACUAGCGGUUCAGGUGCUCACCUGGGGAAUAGCACGACCUGUCUGGCUGGACCUGUGUUAUAAGCUCCUAUUUGCCUUUCUCAUUUCAAGCAGAAAUCAAUAAAUUCCAUAACCACCUGUAUUUACUGAAAUGUGAGCUUGUGAGAGGAGGCUGGUUCUUAGGUCAGUCGGGUGCUGGUUCCCCAGCCCUGUCUGUUCAUCUGUGUUGCUCUGUCCCCUAAGUAGUGACCUGUAUAAGCUUCCAGACAGUUUUCGCAAACACUAAAGUAACACUAAUAAGAAGGCUUAAUACCACUCUUUAUGAGAGGCUGCUUUGAAAUGACUUUCCAGUCUGUUUCACAUUAGCAGUGUGUACACUACUGUAUAUAAUUGUUAGCUUUAUUAUCUUGUAAACCAGGAUCCUCUGAAGAGACUUCGGUGAAAUGAACGUGAGGUAGAAAUUUCAGCAUUCGGCAAAAAGUGCAAUAUGUGUGGUACUUUAUUUUUGUUUGUGCUCUUUUUUUUAAUCCGGGGUAUUAGUCUCUGCUUCGGGAAAAAUGCACUAGUUCUGCAGUUCCCAGUUGGGCGAGUGUGUCUCUAGUAUUUACAUGCAACUGAUGUGCUGGUCCCUGCAAGGCAAAUAGACUGGGUUAGCACAAUGGAAAGUGGGUGGGUGUUCCAUUUUCAAACUCCUGGUGAGUGACGCUGACCAUCCCUAGCUGCCCCCUGGCCACCUCUGCCCUGUCAGGCCUGCGGUGCCCUUCUUCGCUUGAGAGCAGAGAAAGGGGCAGAAGGCUCACCAACCACCCUAAACUAUCAUUUCAUGAGAAACACUUGGGCCCCACAAAGCGGGGAGCAGGAAAUGGGACUUGCUGUGAUAGGAAUGAAACCCCUUCCUUUCCAUAUCAGGCUGCCUCCUAGGAAAGAGAGAGUCCCUUUCUUCCUCAGCAAUAAAGAGCUCCUGAGUGUUUACAGUGUGCCGCGUUGGUUAGGUGGGACCGGCAGGAGCCUGGGAUUGGGACUAAAGUCUGCCCUUAACCUCAGAGGCCCCAGGGCCUCUGGGGGCUGCUGAGGGCAUCGCCCUCCAGCCGACCAAGCUGCAGAUGGGACCCAUCCCGACACUGGGCUCUCCCACUGUGCCCCCACUCUGAGCAGUACCUUAAAGGGGGGGACUCAGAGAGAAAAGAAUUCCACCUAAUUGCUAGUGCUGGGAAGAAGGGAAUCUUCUCCGCUAGAGAGUGAGUGGGCGCCCGACCAGAAAGUAAGGAGAGGCAAAAACAAGCAGCAGCCUCCCAUUAGAGGUGGUCAGGACUCCGGGUGUGACGACUGGAGCAGUCCGAUCAGGUGUGCGCUGCUCAGAUGUGAACGUGAUGAAACGAAUGGCUUCCUUUUGGGGGUCCUCUGAUCCCCCCAAAAAGUCAAGUUCUCGAAGCCUCAGGUUCUGUGUUGGGGUCAGAAUUCUCAGCUCUGGAUUACAUUUAAAAACCUAUGUGUACUGACAGUCAUACUUCAUAAGCUCCCUGUUGCUUUAAAGGAAAUUCGCACUCCAGAUAACUUUUUCACAUUCCUCCUCCUCCAGAGACAAUGCAUAAGGUCAUUUAACGACACUGGUCCCUGGGACCAGCCGGCCACCCUUGAGCGGGGCUGACCUUGGCUGCAUCUGCACCAUAAACUGCACAGCCUCUGCUGCCUCCCCUGAAGCCACCCGAGCCACUUGGUGUCUUUGUGCCUGGACAUCAAAGGUAAAUACUAGAGAACAGGUAGCAAGUCGGGGUCAUUGCACAGGCAGAGGUAGUUGAUCAUUUUGUUCCUUCUGGAAAUUUUGAAAGAGCUUCUCUUCAGAGUGAUGUAGGGGAGACGAGCAGUACUGUCUGCCUCUGGUUCCUAAAUUGGACCCAAAGAACUUUUUCUUAUUUACGUGUUCCUUCCGACAGGUUCAGCAGUCCAGUCCUCCCUGGCCUGUGGCCCUGGUUUCAGGGCCCUUGGGGGAAGCAGCGGGGUGGACGGGUCAGACCUCCUGGGGCUCCUGUUGGCCCCGGAGUCCCUGGUCAAACAGUGCCCCUCACACUGGUUUUAUCGUUUUUCCCCAUUAAGGUAGCCUGGCUGAUUAGUUGUAGCAUCUUAUACCCACAUCGCCUGUGGGCAGAUUUCAACACAGGUCACAGACGUGGGCAGGCAGGACCGCACGGACUGAGAAGCAGGAGGCAGCAGUGCUGUGUACUCAGCCAGUGAGAAUUCUGACCGUUCCUGCCCAGACACUCAGCUCGCCCGUCCCAAAGGGGCCACUGCUUAUGUUGGUACAUGAAUCUACCAAGCGCUUUCACAAUCAUCUCUUCUAAUCCUCACAGUUCUCCGAAAUCGGUCGGGCAGAAAGAGUCCUCAUUUUUGGCAGCUAAGGAAACCAUGGCUCUUGGAAGUCUGUGUGACUUGUCCGAGGGCACCACGCGGGUGAGGGGGCAACCAGCACGAGCUCUGGAGUUUGCUGGCUUCUCACUGCGUGUCCUUUCCCAUCAUCAGUGGCAGGGAAUUCUUUUCAUGAGCAAACAGCUAGAUGUACAAAGCCCCCAUCUUGGCCAAGCACUAGGUGAAUGUGACACUGUCCCCUCAACCUCAUUCUCCACUGGACAGCUGCCCCCAGGUGACCACAGCAGCUGUCCGGGUGGCUCCCCGUGAACAGGGCUGAGGGAGACACAGCCCCCGUGGACUGCCCUCCAUCUGGUGUCCAGUUAAUUACAGAAGUUUACCUUCACAUCAAAGACGUCUAGUUUUUUGAAGUUAGGCAACACAAUACGGUAAUUUCCCACAGAAGUGCAUGCUAGAAGGACACGCUCUUCCUCCACUGCCAAGGGACCAGAUGCCCAGCCUCCUGCCCAGCCCUGCAGCCCAACAGACUCGGCCCCAGGGAAGAGGGCUGCUCAGAGAGGAGACCAGACUCAGCCUGGUCCUGAGGAGGGGUGUACUGUUCUACAUUUAAGGCCCUUCCAGUACAAGUACAGAUUAGACACUUUUGUGCCUAAAAAAAAAUUAACAUAUUUUGAUACUUUGCCCUCUCGGAGGCAAAGUGAGUAGGUAGAACAAGCUUUAAAAAAAGAGUAAUAGCAUCCUGGAAAAAUAGGGCCCCAGACUGCAGCAAUGUUACAUUAGCAAGUGCAGGGAACUGGGACUUGCCACUGGCUGUGUGAUGCCCCUCUGUUCAGAUUUGCUCCAUCAGGGAAAUUCAAGUGGCGACACCGUCCCACGACUGCUGGGGAAGGAAUCUGCCGCCCCCGAAACCUCUGAAGGGAAAAGCGGCAGACAGAGAGGGAGGACUGCUUCCCUUUUGGGACUGUGGUUUAAGAAAUAGAAGUGAUAGAGAUAUUUGCACUUUGUAGAAAGGGCAAGAUGAUUUGCUUAUUUCUGAAGGGAGAAGGGUGUUUUCUGCUGGAUGUUUGGUCUGUAAAAGAGUUACUUUUCGUAAAAUUAAUCUAAUUGUAGUUAUUUUUUUCUGUGUGCUUUUUUCUUUUAACGACUAAGGAAUAAAUGGUGAGUUCAAUAGCUUUGGUAUUUUAAGUGCGAAUCAUAAUAGUUCCAAUGUGAAAAAAAUCAAAAUGUAAUCUGUCACUCAAUGUUAGAAAAUAGCCUAAAAUGCAGUUUAAUAAAUGAUCUUUGUAUCCAACAUUAA